UAACUUCGUUAUGAAACAUGAUAUUACAUAUAUAAUAUAGGUAUACUUGCGUAUAACCUAUUUGAACAUGGAGGGUUUUCAAGGUGGCAAACCGCGACGCUUUAUUGUAAAUGGAAAUAACCGUCGUCAGUUGCAGGUGCGCCGAAUGAUGCACCGUCAUGGCGACGUUACCUCCGCGCAAAAAUCCGACACCGACAAAGAUCUCGAAAGAGCAUUUAACACCGUUGCAAAUAUUGUUGCAGUUGGGUUUUCCAGAGCACAGAGCAGUGAAGGCACUUGCAGCCACUGGACAUCGGGGUGUACAAUUGGCAUCAGAUUGGCUUCUGACACAUGUAAGAGAUCCUACUUUGAAUUCUCAUGAACCAAGAGAGUAUGUCUUGUAUGCCUGUCCAACGGGAGUUCUGGCUGAAAAGUUACUUACGUUCUGGAAUGAAAGUAGAGAGCUAGGAUGGAACGGAGCACUGAACUUCAUGCCACAUAUUACAUUGGUGUCAUUCUUCAGAGCACCGGAUGAAUCUGCUGAACAAAUAGCCAGUGCCUUGGAGAGUAUAGUUGACUGCAAUGAAUACCCUGAUUCCAUUGGGUUGGAAACAUAUGUGUCUCAAAACUUUAUGGGAUUAUUUGUCAAAGAUAAGCACGCCGAAUGGCUUACGUCCAUUGCUAUGCGUUAUGUGAACAAACUAGCAAAUCUUAUGAUCACUGCGGAAGCACAUACAAAUUCGUUACAUCUCUCUCUAGCGUAUCAAUUUCCUAAUUCCCUCUUUGUACCUCUAAAUAACAUGGUAGAACAAUUAGGAUCAAAUGUGCCAGCUAACUGGGAACUCAGGUUAUACUCUCGAGAUUCCAGAUUGCGAAAUGCACAUGUCCAUAAAGUGACACAUGCACACGUUCCCAGGGAACAUGAUGAGCUUGAGUUAAGACCCGGAGAUUAUAUUUAUUUACCUGAAGGAGCUUGUGACGCUUCUAUCGACGGAUGGGUCGAGGGUAUUUCCUGGUUAACGGGAACUUCGGGAUACUUACCAUUGAAUCAUACAAAACGAACAGCGGAAUCAGAUGCAUGGACACUUCAUUGUACUAUACAGAUCACCGAUCACAGACCGCAAGUCGGUGGAGAAGUCCCCAGAAGUAGAAAGCCUCCGGUACUCUCCUCGAAUGAAUCUCUAGACACUCCGGAUGGGGUUCCAGCAGAUAAUGAACCGAUAGAAGCUACACAACCACCUACAAUACCGUCACGACAAAUUUUUAUCUGCCGCCAUGGCGAACGUAUAGAUUUUACAUUUGGCACUUGGAUUCCAUACUGUUUCGAACCUAAUGGCUGUUACAUUCGUCGAGACUUGAACAUGCCUAAAGAAAUUCCACCUAGGAACAUACAAGAUUUCCAAAAUGACAGUCCCUUGACGACUUUAGGCGAAAUGCAAGCAACUCUAGUCGGAGGAGCCAUGAGGUCUUCUAAUGUCAAGAUAGAUGUUGCUUUUACAUCGCCCUCGUUACGCUGUGUCCAGACUCUGUCCCAGAUAUUAAAAGGACUGGGGUCCGAUGUUUCCAUGAAAGUGGAACCAGGUCUAAUAGAAUGGUUAGCUUGGUAUCCAAACGGUUUACCAACAUGGAUGAGUCCAGAUGAGUUAGUCAAAGCUGGUUUCAACGUGGACACAAAUUACGAGCCCAUAGUCAAGACCAAGGAACUUCCCCAGAGAGAAAACGCUGCCCAGUAUUACGAGAGGAGUUUUGAGUUAAUCAAGAAAAUCAUCGAGAACACGGUAGGUAAUAUAUUAAUUGUCGCGCAUGCAGCAUCCUUAGCAGCUUGUACCAGGCAGCUUACCGGUCGUAGAAUACCACCAGCUGCCGAAGUCACACGAUUGGUCCAAAGAGUUCCAUAUCUUGCGUGUUUAACGGCUCAUGAAAGUCUGGACGGAUGGCAACUUCAUCCGCCACCUUUUCCGCCAAUCACGCACACGAGUAACAGUCGAUUUGACUGGAAGAUCCUAACGUAAAAUAUUUAUAAUAAUACAGCGCCUCGAUUAAAUACAGCGAAUUUAUCGUUUUCGUAUUAAGAUUUUUAUUGAGAAAUGAUGCAAAGACUGUUACGAUGCAAUGAAUUUCAUUACAAGGCCUAGACGGGUGGUGAUCCUUCAGGUCAUAGAGAUAAAAGAUACGCGAUAGUCAAUAGCCCUUUAUUCUGCUAUACAAAACGACUACGUGUAUUCUAAGGAAAAUAUGGACCAUUUGAAUGAUUAAGAUUACGAAUGAAUUAUUAUAUUCGAAGAAAGAUGGAAAAAUCCCGAGAAGAUUGUGUAUUUGGAAACGAGCUAGAAAGACGUACGCUUUUUUUUGUGUGAUCGAUUUUGCAGUCUACUAUUUCUUCGCUUUCUUUUUUUUCUUCUUUUUUUUCGCGAGGAUUAAAUAGUUUGGUAAAAUAUGAAAUUACGGGUAUUCGCAUUCCAUUCAAUAAAAUCGUGUUGUUCAAAGAUUUUAGUCACAAUCAAGUGUUUCGAAAUUUUAAUAUUACUAUUGUGAAUGUACUUAAGUGUUAUGCUUAUGCAAAUCUUGAAAAUGUUUAUACUUGAAUUUAAUUAUUAGAAAUACAGUUUCGAUGUUACUAAAUCAUUUUAAUUCACGAUACGUCAUCUCAGCAAACUACAUUAUAUUGUUAUGAUCAUUACGUAUGAUCUAAGUUAUGAACUUUUAGAUCACUUUGUCAAUUAUUCGUGACUUCGAAUUUUGAAAUCUUUACGUAUUUUGAAUAUAGUAUAUUAAAUGAGAGGUUACGAGGAGCUAUUUAGAUUGUAAUUAUCGCAGUGUUAUCUUUUGUGGAAUAUUGUAUUAUUCACUUGAUCCGUACCGUUAAGUUUACCAAAGAGAAUAUAUCUGUAUAUGAGAGUAUUUUAAUAAAAAAUAUUAGGCAAACUGUCAAAUAAUUUUGUUUA
This is a messenger RNA of Cephus cinctus (wheat stem sawfly), 2924 nucleotides long. It is a transcript of the gene Epp, whose product is annotated as protein UBASH3A homolog. Bases 159 to 1991 code for a protein of 610 amino acids. The transcript is spliced from 3 exons. Gene Ontology annotation, molecular function: protein binding. NCBI's taxonomy places the organism in Eukaryota, Metazoa, Arthropoda, Insecta, Hymenoptera, Cephidae. The record is from RefSeq and is a predicted model, not a curated record.